Lineus longissimus is the source of this 4578-nucleotide messenger RNA. Its product is annotated as leucine-rich repeat-containing protein 49-like. The transcript is spliced from 18 exons. Gene Ontology annotation, molecular function: protein binding. Lineage: Eukaryota; Metazoa; Nemertea; Pilidiophora; Heteronemertea; Lineidae. Bases 128 to 2542 code for a protein of 804 amino acids. The record is from RefSeq and is a predicted model, not a curated record.
CGGAUGCCCAGUGAUUUUGUUUUGAUUCUGUAUUUCUUAAAAGUUUUGCUCCAUCAUUACAUGCGUUUGAAAAAUAUAAUUGUCAGUCUGUUAUAUAUUAUUGUGAGAGAUGACAUAAAUCAGCAAGAUGAGUAUGUAUCACUACAGCAAAGCUCGUAAUAUCACAAGGCAGACAGUCACUCCAAAAGAGAGUCAGAUAUUUGGGCCAAAUUUUAGUUUGCAAGCAUCAGGCACGGCUGUAACUGAGCGAGCCUCAACCAACAAGCAGGGAUCAGCUGAUGGCAGGAGAGACUCGACUGGUGGCCUUCUGUCCAAUGAACUGAUCGGCAACCAUCAUAUGUUGAGGAGGUACACCUCUCCAAAUGACUUGCAUAUCACACCUGCUGCACCAGAUAAAAGUACCAACCAGAAAUCCAACAGUUAUGUUAAGCGCCAAGUUGUACCCGCCACUGCACAUGCCCAUGACUUCAUGGAGAAUGGCGAUGACAGCUCAGCUCGGCAUACGCGGAGUGCUCAGAUGUCACCCAGAGGCAACAACAAAGCUCCAGCAUUUUUACCAGGUGACCGGGUGAUCUUUGCUGAGAGUCCCUCUGCCCCCGGAAUUCCUAUAGUCUACAGAACAGCUGAAGAGAGAAACUCCAACCCAGACAGACUCAACUUAGACAGACGGCGGUUGACUGUGUGUCCUAUCUUAGAAGGGGAGGAUCAGCUACGGUUGCUGAACUACCAGCACAAUUUCAUCACAAGGAUCCAGCACCUGAAUGGAAUCAAACGGCUCAUAUUCCUUGACUUGUACGACAACCAGAUUGAGGAAAUAUCAGGAUUAAAUACCCUCAAGUCACUCAGGGUACUCAUGUUAGGGAAGAAUAGAAUAAAGAAAAUAGAAAAUUUGACAACACUGAUGAAGCUGGAUGUGCUAGAUCUGCAUGGAAAUCAGAUAAAGGAAAUAAGGAAUCUGAGUCACCUUACUGAACUACGGGUGUUGAACCUCGCCGGGAAUGAGAUCCAACAUGUCGAUAACCUAACCGGUAUGGAUUCCCUGGCCGAGUUAAAUCUCAGGAGAAAUAAAAUUCGGACAAUUAGUGACAUUGAUAGCUUGGCAAGCCUCCAGAGACUAUUUCUCAGUUUUAAUGAAAUAACAUGCUGGGAGGAUAUCUGCUGUCUCGGGGACUCAUCCAGCCUGUCCGAGAUCUCAUUGGAUGGAAAUCCAUUUGCCCAGGAUCAGUACUACAAACAAGUCCUCCUUAGACACAUGUCUCAACUCAGGCAGCUCGAUAUGAAACGCAUUACGGAGGAGGAGCGACGAAUAGCGAUUGUGAUGGCCAGGAAGGAGGAUGAGAAGAAAAGGGAGACGAAUAAGGCUGCUGUCAUCAAGGAAAAGCGCCGGAUUGCUAUCAAUAAUGCCAAGAGACAAUGGGAGGUGAACACGACGCAUUUGAUGUCACGGACGAAUAACUUAGUCAAGAUGCCUGAGAUAUACGCCAACCAUGUCGCGACCGUUUCAAAUUCUACACUGGAGCGGAUGGACAAUGAUGACAUUGACUCGCUCAGUAGUGGUCGCCAUAGCCGGCCAACCAGUGCUCACAGUCUCCAGUCACAGAGUGAGGCAAUACCGUCCUCGAAUCGCCCCCGGUCAGCGCGGCACCAGGUUCGUCCUGAUGACUCAAAGAUGGAGAAAGAACCUAUUAUUCUGAGUAACAUGGCAAGUAGUCCCUCGGGUAGUAACCUGACCCAUCUUGCUGAACUUGACAACGACACGCUGAAUCUGUACGGGUCUGGAUCUCUAGAGGCUUUAGACAGGAACUGGGGCAUUCAAGCCGCUGGUGCCGUCACCACUGUCGCAUUCAAGUUCAUAGACUUUGAAAUCAUUGCAAAACAACUCCACAAGAUCAGAGCAAGGUUCCCUAGUGUCACAACUUUGAUCUUCAGCGCCACCAACAUCCACAACCUGCAUCAGAUCAAUGCCCUGGCGAGCAUGCGACGGUUAGACAACAUCUUCAUUGAACUCGAUGGCAAUCCAGUCACUCAGUUCUCAUUGUGGAAAACGUACCUCCUCUAUCGCCUUGCUCACUUUGCUUUGAAAAAGAUUAAUAACGUCGAUAUCACAUUGACGGAUAUAUCAAAUGCAGAGAAGAUCUUCGGUCCAUUGGGUCAUAUCACUACCUCUCAACUUACACAGUCAAGGCUCCUCUCCUUGUUGGGGGAAACCAGGAGAAAGCAAUUUCUUGCCCAGGGAAGUGAUGUAAGGAAGUCACCGGAUGUAAAGCUAGGAAAUACAGAGGCAGUCAACAGAGCUGGAUUAGUGUAUGUCCCGUCAGAAACCCUCAAACAAAAGUCACAGGAACUAAAAAUGAAAAAUGACUUUUCCAAGCUGUAUAUCGCAGAACUGAAAAGCGAGGCGAUACACGUUGACAGCAAACGGAUAGAACUGCAGAAGGUGUGGCCGCAAAUAUUUGUAGAACUUGUGCAAAAUGCUGUGAUUGACAUGUAUGACGGGACAUCUUAUAUGAAGAAAUGUAUGGAGGAUCUAGAAAAAACUUAAUGUGCAUACUAUAUGUCCUCUAAAGAGAAAAUGAGAACAUGCCAUGAAUGCAGUCGCCGGUCAUCAGAACAAAACAAAGAGAAGACUGUAAACUCCUUCAUUUUUGCAAGCCUAAUAUUUUCGCAAAUGGGGUACAGUUGCAAACUUCAUGGGCAUGAACAAAUUUGGCCCGAUUAUUAUUUGAACCUUUUGUGAGUGGAAAAUGCAGUCAUUCUCUGGAAGCAAAAUUUGAAUUUGUUGUUUUCGCGAACAUAUAGGUCUGUGAAAAUAAGUGGGCCUGCAGUAAGUGAAUGUAUUUUCCAAUGCAUAUGAAGGCAGGGAAUUGCUGCUGGUAGUCAACUAAUGCAUAAUAGUAUAAUGUGUAAGGAUGAUGCACGGCGAGACCCUCUACCUGUUACCAUGAUGGUGAUCAAGAAGUGAAUAUCAGACUGUACUCCGCCUCCUUUUAUAGUGGACUGGAAUUUAAUGGUUCAUUGGGUUGUUGCAGUGCAUUGUCUAUGUUUAUCAUGAAACUACCCCUUGGACAUGACUGAGGGAACAUCUCAAAAUACACUGAAACUGAAAAAGACUAAAUAACAAUUUCAUCACAGGGAAGAGAGCGGUUGAGGGCCAUGUCUUCAUUGUCUGAGAUUCAGUCACAAUGCCAUGGUCACUUAUGUUUCUAAGUCUUAGAUUGAUACCAAAAGUCAACGUUUGUUUGCGAGUCCUUCAGGAGGAAGAGGUCAUGGGAGAUAUUAAAGAAUUUCAGCAUUUCAGCUUCAGUGUAUUUUGAGGUAACUCCUAUGCAGAUUGGCCUUUUAUGAUUUUUUUGCAAAUGUAAUGCAUUGUGUGUGCUAUCCAUUUCUUUCCCUCCUGUGUGAGUUAAUGUCAAAGAUAAAAGUAGAUUUAGAUUAAAUUUGUGACGCUUUGAGCUGGGCUCAGCUUUAAUAUUCAGUCCAUUUUUAUCCUUCCUUCUAACACCUGUCCUGUAAAAAGAACAGGGGAGAUAAAAAAGUUAUGUACAAGUACAUAUAUAACUGUUUGCAAGGUACAAUGCGGGCGUUACAAAGAUUUGGAUAGAAAAAACGUUAUGAAAUGUAUACCAUUCCUCCAUUCUAUCUUUCCUAUCCUUCCUAUAAAGUGUGGUUGCGAGUUGAUGUCUCACAUGUCUUAGCACAGAAUAUGUCAAUGUGUUUAUUAUCUUCGUCGUUGUUGUGGAGAUAGUCCUAUUUUUGUUUACAUAUAUUUUGUUGAUUAUUACAUCCAUCCACCCAUCCGUCCAGUUCAGUUUCAUGUUUGGUAUAUGAACAAGUUUGAUGAUUACUAGUACAAUGUCUGCCAAUUUUUGCCUGAUUGGAUGCGUCCUAAUUGCUUUUUUGCUACCGUAUUUAUCAGAGAAAUUGGGGAGUAUGCUAAAUUUACUCUAAGAACACUCCUGUGACUGCUGAUGAAUCGCCUUUCCAAAACAAAUUGCAAUGCAAUUCUUGCCAUAGUUUCGAAGAGCCAGUGUCUAUGAUUUAGAUAUGGACAAAAUUGAGACAGGUAUUGUCCAUGCUUAUUAGAAUUGUAAGUAUUGUUGCAGUCAAAUGAAAACCUACUGUAAACCCCUCUAUUUUUGGGAGCCUGACAUUUCACAACUUUUGUGUGAGGGGUUACAAUUCAUCCAUCAGUGGAAUCUCAAAAACCAUUUGGAGCUUUUCAUUUGACAAAAAAACCUCCAUCGGGUGCAUAUUUGUGUCGGCUAAAACCGCUUUAAAGGCUUUUUAGAAGCUCAAAAACCUUGAUUUCUAAGAGUGUGUAGACUGCCUUUUGAAAAAAUUACUUUAACAGUGUACAUGUGCAUGUAUUUCAGGUACUGUAUUUUAUGAUUUUAGUCACAGGGACUGAGAGUGGGCAAUGACUCGAGGUUUUCAUUUGGCAGAAACUUUUGGCUGUUGUUAUUGUACAGAAAUGAAUGAUUAUCAUUUGCAUACAGCUUUUGAGCUGUCAUUCUUUGUUACUGUACAUUGUAUGCAUUUAUGUGAAUUGUGAUACAAUAAAUACAUCAUAUGCCACUA